Eimeria tenella is the source of this 789-nucleotide messenger RNA. RefSeq lists its product as uncharacterized. The transcript has 2 exons. Lineage: Eukaryota; Apicomplexa; Conoidasida; Eucoccidiorida; Eimeriidae. The coding region runs from base 1 to 789 and encodes 262 amino acids. The record is from RefSeq and is a predicted model, not a curated record.
AUGCGGCGCAGCCCUGCUGCUGCUGCUGCUGCUGCUGACGCUGAACUCGUGGAUAGCAGGAGCAGCAACAGCAGCAGCAGCAGCCUGGAGCCUGUUGCUGCUGCUGAGAUGAGCGUGCAGUUGCAGUCUCUUCCGCGUCUGAACUCGGUUCGCACUGCUGCUGCCGCAGCAGAACCUGCUGCUGCUACUUCUCCAGCAGCUGCUGCUGCCUCCCGAGGGCCAUUUGACCUUUUGAGGCCCUUAAGCGCCUUCUCUAGGUCAGCAGCAGCAGCGGGGCUAGGCGACAGAGCAGCGGCAGCAGUAAUAGGAACACCAGCAGCAGCGGGCUCGAGGGCAGCCGCAGCAGCAGCAGCAGGCCCUGGGUUUCUGCAAUCCGCAGCAAACAGCUACCGAAGCAGCAGCAACUCCCUUCUGGCAAUCCAAGCAGCAGACGAGCAAAGAGCAGAAGACGCCCUAGCUGAAGGCAGCAACGUUCGUCCUAAUCCUGCUGCUGCUGUCGCUGUUUCUGCUGCUGUUGCUGCCACUACUUCUCCUGCUGCAGCUGCAGCUGCUGCAUAUCGAGAGGCUUGGGCUUGCUUCCUGCGCUCUGUUUCACUGAACGAGAGCGAAGACAGUGCUGCUGCAGUGCAGGCAGCAACGGCAGCAGCAGGUGCUGCGGCAGCAGCGUCUGCUGCUGCUGCUGCUGCAGCAGCAGGAGAAGCAGGAGUUAUCGAAGCGAAUGCACUGUCGCUUGAGCUCGCAGCAACGGUUCAUCUUGCGCAGCAGCUCGAGGUGACCGGUGCUGCUUAG